CACCGAACGUGAAGACACCGAGGUGUGUGUGUGUGUAUGUAUGUGUGUUUGUGACGCUGCGUGGGGGUGUCCGCCUGAUGUCAUCAAGCAGGAGGGGAGGUUGAGCUAGCGGUGGGCAUACGGGUGGAAAGCAUAACAAUAACGUCCAGGCUAGGACUCACAGCGUUGCUUUUGGAUUGAAAUACGCAGUGUUUUAAACUCCGGGCUUCCCAUCACCGUGGUCCGGAGCAGGAGAACACAGGAGUCGGGUAGAGGCUGGCAGGCUAACGGACCGAAAGCACCAGAUGCUAUUCCAGCGGAGAAGGAGAACGGGGUCCCAGCAGCAGCAGAGGGUGAUGGGUUCUCGUUUCCCUGACGGGUAACAACAAACCUGAGCUAAAGACAGAAAUAAACGCGGAUAUUGCCAAGUGAGGGGAGCUUUCUUCUGUUCUCCGGCACCUCCGUUUGUGUGACAUUGUUCCUGAAAUGCUAGCGCAGUUGCGGUCUCGGCCGUCGAGCAGCCUCUGGGCCGCAGCUCGGCACACCGAGCCCGAAUCUGGGAAAUAGCUAGCUAGCUGCCUGCUAGCCGCAGCUGUACCCCGAUGCCGCUGCUGCUGCGGCUGCAGCUGUUAAAACGGAUCCAAAAAACAACUCAAGCUGUUUGGGGGCUCGGUGCUGAUUAAAUUAUCGUUUUACAUUAGCGAGCUACAGCAAGCACUUGAGAUGUGAUGCUUUUGUGCCUCGUAUUUGAGCCUUUUGUAGCUGGAGGCUUUCGCUUGGCUGACGCGAAGGAGCUAAUGUUGCUGCAAAAUGCACAGCAGAACCACAACAGCAGGCUCCUGUUGAAGGGGGCGAGGUUGGACUGAUAACGGCCACGGUGUCUCUCAGCACCCCCGGAGUCACAUUUUGGACAUUUUCCCACGUCAUUCACAGCUUUCUCGGCUGGCGACAUGGAUAAACUAACGAUCAUUUCGGGGUGUCUGUUUCUGGCAGCAGAUAUCUUUGCAAUAGCCAGCAUUGCAAACCCGGACUGGAUCAACACCGGUGAAUCAGCAGGAGCCCUCACGGUCGGACUGGUCCGGCAAUGUCAAACGAUCCACGGACGAGACCGGACUUGUAUCCCACCAAGGCUGCCCCCAGAGUGGGUCACCACACUGUUCUUCAUCAUCAUGGGCAUCAUCUCCCUCACAGUCACCUGUGGACUGCUGGUGGCAUCACACUGGCGCAGAGAAGCCACCAAAUAUGCCCGCUGGAUCGCCUUCACUGGCAUGAUCCUGUUCUGCAUGGCGGCGCUCAUCUUCCCAAUAGGCUUCUAUAUCAACGAGGUGGGAGGCCAGCCGUACAAGCUUCCCAACAACACGGUGGUCGGCUCCUCAUACGUGCUGUUCGUCCUCUCCAUCUUCUUCACCAUAGUGGGACUGCUGUUUGCAGGCAAAGUUUGCCUCCCGGGCUGAGGAUUCCAACGCUGUCGCCUCUGGACUGACACGAGAGGCUCUGAAAAUGUCAUGGGAUUUAAAAAACAAACAAACACACAUGCAAAAAUGACUGAAAAUCAAAAACGACUAACUCUGGCCAGAAGCCUGAAACGGGGGAAGUUUCUGCUUAUGUGUCGAGGGACCGCAGCACCGUGGAGUACCCAGCGACUAAAAAGACGAAUAAAUGAACAAAACACUUAAAGGGGACAUGGACGCAAAAGGUUGGGGGAGUGCGAGGGCAGCCGAGGCUGCUGCAGCACCCUGCCACUGUUGAUUUAAAAGAAGAAAAAAAAGGAGAAAAAAAAAAAAAGAAAAAUGGUGUCUCUCUGUUGUUGUUCUGUUGGAAAGGGUGCUCAAUGUGCUGCUGUCAUGGCAACCGCGACCACAACGCUGGCGCACAUUUCUUGAGGACCACUAAAGUCACUCCUCGACAUGAUUUCCAGCCACCCGCCCCACCUCGCCGCUCUCAGCAUCAUCUGCGCCGUCACGACCGCUCCUGUUGCUGUUUUUGGCUUCUCUUAGCUAUUUUUAGUUUUGUGUUUUUUCUGUUGUUGUACAAUUUGUGUUCUUUUUUUCUACUUCUUCUUCUUCCUCCCCCACCACCUUUGUCCACUGAAGUUGUUUGAGUGUUACUGAGGUUCACUGAGCUGAACCCUUGAAGGAAACCCUUCGGGGGAGGUGGGAGAUUGCAAAAGCUUGGCUCUAGAGUGGGGUUUAUUCUCUCCUGUCACAUUUGCACAGCCCCAGGUGUGUGGGAGAGGUGAGCAGCUGAGGUCACAGCUGUCAGGGGGCCACACACGGGCUACUGUGGAUGAGAGGAAGAUGCAGGUGUGCUUCCUCUUUUGUCUCCAGCCGGCUACUGCUCAGGAACAGGUAGCCCCAAAGGGGAGGCUGACCUCCCUGGGCAGCAGAAUACAAGGUCAAGCACCAUUAAGGAGAAUGCCACUUACUGUAAGACCUUGCAUAGUGUUAUUAAUAGCAGCAAAGUAUUAGCGAGUGUAGACAGCUCUGCUAAGCCAUCAGCUAACGCCAUCAUGCUGAUACACUCCCACAGCCAGUAACUAGAAGACUGUGAAUUUAGAGAAUCAUCAUAAACGCACCUCGUAUUUAUAGUAAUACACUUAAUUGCGUUAAGCACAGCCACAUGCCUAGUGGCCUUUUCAAAGUAUUUUGUAGGGAUCACUGCAGUUUUGCAUUUUUCUGCAGGUUGGGAGCUUCCCUGAGUGGAAGCUGGAAGUUACAAGUGGUGUGAAAAUAACAUGCGAAUGCUAAAAAAUCAGUGGUGUUCUCCUUUAAUGUUGGACAGGAAGUAAGUGAGCCAGGAGCAGUUUGUUCUUUCUUUCUUUCUUUCUUUCUGCAUAAGUGAACGGACUGCAGGUCAGGUCCAUGCAUAGGGGGGCUGUGCCUCGGUUUGCUGCUCGUGAUGUCUGUGAAUGCAACACACACAUACAUAAACGCACACAAAUACAAAAAUAUAUUUACCCUUGCAGGGUUUUUCCUGGCCUGCAGUGAACCUUCAGUGAGUUAUUUUCCUGUAGGUUUGAACACUUCACAUUAAAAUUAAACCUUUAAUUAAAAAAACAAUUUGGUGAUUCUGGCAUAAGGUCUUUUAAAGGAGCCCAAAAAGUCCUCUGUGAGGGGGAAAGCCCUGCACACAGUCUGCACUGUGUGCAAGCUAACAUGGUUUUAUUGUAGUAAUUACUUUAUCAGUGUCCAGAUUAAUUUGCACCACUCUUUGCUCACCACAAGUUCUUAGCUGUCUUGCCUUCAUCAGGGUGAUGUCUGAGGUUGUUUCUGGUCUCUUCCUACAAAUAGAAACUGCAUAAAAUACAACAAAAAGAGUGCUCCUUUAACAAAUAUAAUCAAUUAGGUUUGAACCAUGUAAAUGGGACAAUAUUGCAGUGCUCUGUACCAUUUAUACUAACAGUGAGGGUGUGACUACAGUAGUUGCCACUCAGACACAUCCUCCUCAUCAGCACUGGUAUAAGAGUAAAGGUAAUAAUCUGUGAAUUUCUGAACUUUUAUACUGAUAUAUCUUUAAAGGAAGUAAAAACCAACACAAUGGUGUCUUCAGCCCAGCUGGGCAGUGGUAGCACCAGUGUAAAGUUACAAUGAUCCUCAGGCAAGUUUUGAAUUUACUAGAAGGCUCUUAGUUAGGAUUUAGAAGUGGACUUAUCAAGGUUGAUUUGUUAUGGAUAACAUCCUUGGGACGUGCGAGUCUCUCGAAAGUUAAAAAAUAAAAAUAAAAAAUCAGUGAAUGUUGAGAUUGAACUGAUAAGUCUGACUUCUGUCCAUCGACACAACCUCGUAGCUCACACACUUCUGGAUUAAACACGGCACCAAAUUCAAACAGAUACACUGUAUCCAUCCUAUCUUCCAUUGGCCUUCACAGAGCCUUUCCUUAACUAAACAAAUAAAAUAAAAUAAAAAGUCACAAGAGGCAGAAAUGAUUCGUUUUCCACCAGCACUGGGGUGUCGGCACAGGAUCGUUGGAACUACUGUUCUCACUGGGCGCGUUUGGAGCUACUGCAAGAAAUUCAGCAGUGAUUGGCAAAUGCAGCCCACCGAUUUGUCCAAUGUGAUUUUUAUCUUCUUCCCACGGAAAUUACCCCAUCAAACCUGUCAAAAUGUGAGCCAGUUCUUCAAAAAUACACCACGGCAGAGCUGGCCCAGCAUCAGUGCUGUGCUGGUGGGAAAAGAGGUGUCACUGCUGAAGCUGGAACCAGCAGAAGAUUAGCAUUUCUGAUUUAUUAUCGAAAUAGCUGCUGAUUCAUUCUCCUUCAGUCAUUGCAGCUCUUUCACACAUUCAUACCAUACCGUAAAUGUAGGGAGCAUGCAAGCUGCUGACCCUAGGACUUGUCCUGGAAAGUGUGUGUGUGUUGAACCGAUCGCAGUCGCUCACUCGCCAAGUCUUAGACUUUUUGUUUUGUAUUUUCUGUUUCCUGCUCAACUUUUCUUACUCUCAGUCUGAUGAUGUAUACGGCUAUUCUGUACACUUUGCAGUGCCCUGUCUUGGUUGGUUCAGUAUUGUGCCAUGACCUACUUCUUUUUUUUUUUUUCUUUUUUUUUAAAAUAAUGUACAGACACAAGAGGCAGGAUUUCUGUAUUAGAAAGCACUGUGCAUUCAACAGUAUAGGUAACAGACAUAGAAGCACUACAAAUGUAUAAAAAAGAGAACUUCUUACCUCAUUGUUUUUUGGUUUGUUUGUUUUUUUUGUUGGGUUUUUUUUGUUUCAGCUAUUAUUUUCUAAUGGUGGCAACAUGUGUGCCCUCUAAUUUGUCUCUUGCCUUGAUCGGAUGUCUACACGUAAAGCCUAUGAUCAUAGGAAAUUAUUUAUCACUGAAUAAAAAGAGAAAAGUGGGUGUGUGUGACUCUGA
Molecule: messenger RNA, 4832 nt
Organism: Maylandia zebra (zebra mbuna)
Lineage: Eukaryota; Metazoa; Chordata; Actinopteri; Cichliformes; Cichlidae
Gene: mosmoa
Product: modulator of smoothened a
Biological process (GO): negative regulation of smoothened signaling pathway
Cellular component (GO): ciliary membrane; Golgi apparatus
Source: RefSeq, a predicted model, not a curated record